Molecule: messenger RNA, 1467 nt
Organism: Lacerta agilis (Sand lizard)
Lineage: Eukaryota; Metazoa; Chordata; Lepidosauria; Squamata; Lacertidae
Gene: TYROBP
Product: transmembrane immune signaling adaptor TYROBP
Exons: 5
Coding region: 152-472 (106 amino acids)
Biological process (GO): negative regulation of transforming growth factor beta1 production; neutrophil activation involved in immune response; positive regulation of microglial cell mediated cytotoxicity
Cellular component (GO): cell surface
Molecular function (GO): signaling receptor binding
Source: RefSeq, a predicted model, not a curated record
UUUCAAGUUCUCCUUCCUUGCUCUUCAGCCAGAGACAACCACUGCUGUCUCUGGAGGUUUGGCUUCCGCACCCCUGGGAACCUGGAAUCAGAUAAUCCUCAGCCAGGGAUACAUCAGAGUCAGAUUGAUUCCCAAUUUAGGAGGUUUCGCCAUGGGUCGUCCAGGAUUCCCUGUCCUCCAUGUUCUUCUGGGCUUGGCUUGGGCACAGCUGGGAGCUGCCCAAGCCCAGAGAGACUGUGGCAGCUGCUACCAGCUCAAUCCAGGCACCAUUGCCGGCGUGGUGCUGGGGGAUCUGCUGCUGACUUUGCUCAUCGCAUUGGCUGUAUACUACGUGGCUGCCUGCAUCCAUCAACGCCAAUCAGCUGGGGACCUAAAGAGCCCUCCGCAUGAGUCCCCAUAUGAGGAGCUCCAAAUCCGUGGGGUGGAUAUUUACAGUGACCUCAAAAAUCCCAGCCGUGGAAGCUACAAAUAGUCUUCCUUCUCUGUGCUGCUCUUUUGAGCGUCUACGUACAAGAUUGCUGUUCAGUUUCUCCUCUUCAGCAGGCCUACUCAGAAGUUGUACUUUAAGGAAAGCUUUCUAACUAUGAACUUUCAUCUGCUUCUUCUCAAUAUAGAACUUCCUCCACAGAGAUCAUCUGAUCUAUUUUUGUGGAGCGUGUUCUGCCCCCCCCCCCAAUGCAUCAAUUGCAACAUGGUCAGAACUGCCACGAGUUGAGACACAAAGCAGAGCUCUUGGUGGGAGGGGGUUGGGACAUGUGAGCCCACCUUUCUUCAACCAGGACCCCCUUCUUCAAGCAUAGAAGCUCUGGCUGGUGGUGGCCAAAUGCCACUGCAAACCAGGUAAUACUGUGCCAUGCAUAAGGCUAGAGGGGAAAUCCAUUUCGGUUGACAUUUAAAGGCCAGCUUACCUAAUUUCAGAAACAAUGCAUGAAUGGAAGCAAAGCCCUCCUUUGAAAUUUGCACUUUCUCAAAUUUGGCAAUGCAGUUCUCCAGCCAAAAACCCAUAUACAUGAGGAAUAUGUCCAUAUAAAUGCAUAUAUCUGUGAAAAUGACGCACAAGCAGGCAUGAUAUUAGCUUUGCGAAAGUGCAUUUUAGGCAUACAAAAAAAAUCUGUUCAGAGAAAUGUGCACUAUGAUGCUGAUGUAUUUUGAUGAGGACUUAUAAAAAAUAAUUUGCAAGCCACCUGUUAGCUGGUGUGUGGGGUAGCACUGCAGCCGCCGCCACUUUCCUGUGCAUUCUCCAGCCAGCCCCAGAGCAUCAUGGAGAAAGAGCUGGAGAGCAGGGGGAAAUGGACAUUCGGAAGCUUUUUAGAGGGCGCCCCCCCCCAUUUACACGAUUUUUCUUAUGAGUGUGGGGGCCCGCAAGGUAACGCCAGUGCAAAUGGGGGGUGCCUGUAUCAAAUACUCCAAGUAUAUCUUGUAAUAAAUGCAGUGUAAUUAUUCCAAUAAAUAAUUAAACAAACCAAA